Quercus lobata is the source of this 5622-nucleotide messenger RNA. Its product is annotated as ARM repeat superfamily protein. The coding region runs from base 321 to 5276 and encodes 1651 amino acids. NCBI's taxonomy places the organism in Eukaryota, Viridiplantae, Streptophyta, Magnoliopsida, Fagales, Fagaceae. The transcript is spliced from 44 exons. The record is from RefSeq and is a predicted model, not a curated record.
AAGACAUACAGAAUCAACGCUCUUGUCUAAAGUCCAGAGACCGUCUGAUUCUAGGCCCAACUACUUCUUUCACAUCCCACUCGUGUGUCCCGCACGUGUUACAACGGAUCUCUCUCUCUCUCUCUCUCUCUCUCGCUUUGUCGCCCAAGAUCUAAACUACGUGCAAGGCUCUCUGAGUCUCUAUGUAACUUUCAUUCUCUUCGAUCUUGAUGGUCUCGUCUCGUUUCCUGAUUUCAUAGCCAUCUAUCUACUAACCCUAGAAAAGAAAUUCACUCCAUUUUCACCAAACCAGUGAGAGAGAGAGAGAGAGAGCUUCGAAGAUGGCUUUCAUGGCGGUCUUGGAAUCAGAUCUCCGCGCUCUCUCCGCCGAGGCUCGCCGCCGAUACCCCGCUGUCAAAGACGGUGCCGAGCACGCCAUCUUGAAGCUUCGUUUGUUAUCAAGCCCCAGUGAAAUAGCUCACAAUGAGGAUAUUUUACGAAUAUUUUUGAUGGCUUGUGAGGUCAGAACUGUCAAGUUGAGUGUUAUUUCGCUAUCAUGUCUACAAAAGCUCAUUUCUCAUGAUGCGGUUGCUCCAUCAGCCUUAAAAGAGAUACUUGCAACCCUUAAAAAUCAUGCUGAAAUGUCAGAUGAGAGUGUUCAACUCAAGACCCUUCAGACUAUAUUAAUAAUAUUUCAAUCACGCUUACAUCCUGAAAAUGAGGAGAAUACGGCUCAAGCUCUUGGUAUCUGUCUUCGGCUUCUUGAAAGUAACCGAUCCUCUGAUAGUGUGCGGAACACUGCUGCAGCUACAUUCAGGCAAGCGGUAGCCCUGAUCUUUGAUCAUGUGGUUUGUGCUGAGUCUCUUCCUACUAGCAAGUUUGGUUCUGGCGGUCAAACCUCUCGCACUGGUACAGUUACUGGUGAUGUUAGUCGCGGCAUCAACCGUUCAGAGUCAUUGGAGAAUGAAUUUGUCUCUGGAGGGCUGUCAUUGAUGAGGGAGACCAUGAGUAAAGCUGGCAAGCUUGGGCUUCGGUUGCUUGAAGACCUGACAGCACUUGCUGCAGGUGGAUCUGCAAUUUGGUUACGUGUCAAUUCUCUUCAACGGACGUUUGUGCUUGAUAUACUUGAAUUUAUUUUGUCCAAUUAUGUGGCUGUUUUCAGAACUUUGAUUCCUUAUGAGCAGGUUUUGCAGCACCAGAUAUGUUCACUUCUAAUGACUUCAAUUCGUACCAAUUCUGAGCUUGAAGGAGAAGCAGGAGAACCUUAUUUUCGCCGCUUGGUUUUGCGGUCAGUUGCUCAUAUUAUCAGGCUCUACAGUUCAUCGCUUAUCACCGAAUGUGAGGUUUUCCUUAGUAUGUUAGUGAAGGUUAUCUUUCUUGAUUUGCCAUUAUGGCAUCGUAUUCUUGUUCUUGAAAUCUUGAGGGGUUUUUGUGUGGAGGCACGGACUUUGCGGGUUCUUUUCCAGAACUUUGACAUGCAUCCCAACAAUACAAAUGUUGUAGAGGGCAUGAUUAAAGCUCUGGCUAGAGUUGUUUCGAGUGUGCAGGUCCUAGAGACAAGUGAAGAGAGCCUGGCAGCUGUUGCAGGGAUGUUCAGCAGCAAAGCUAAAGGGAUUGAGUGGAGUUUAGAUAAUGAUGCAUCCAAUGCGGCAGUCCUGGUUGCUAGUGAGGCCCAUUCAAUAACUUUGGCAGUUGAAGGUUUGUUAGGUGUGGUUUUUACAGUGGCUACUUUGACAGACGAAGCUGUGGAAGUUGGGGAGCUUGAAUCUCCCAGAUGUGAUAAUGAUCCACCAGCAAAGUGUACUGGGAAAACCGCUGCUCUCUGUGUCUCAAUGGUUGAUUCAUUGUGGUUGACCAUACUUGAUGCACUAUCCCUUAUUUUGUCAAGGUCACAAGGAGAGGCUAUUGUAUUAGAAAUAUUGAAGGGAUACCAGGCAUUCACUCAGGCUUGCGGGGUUCUUCGUGCUGUAGAGCCAUUAAACUCUUUUCUAGCAUCUCUUUGCAAAUUCACGAUAAAUUUCCCCAAUGAAGCUGAAAAAAGGAGCAGUGCCUUGCAGUCUCCUGGGUCAAAACGCUCUGAACCAUUGGUUGAUCAAAGGGACAGUGUGAUACUUACUCCUAAGAAUGUGCAGGCCUUAAGGACUCUUUUCAACAUUGCUCAUCGAUUACAUAAUGUGUUGGGACCAUCCUGGGUUUUGGUAUUAGAAACUCUAGCAGCUCUAGACCGAGCAAUUCAUUCGCCACAUGCCACCACACAGGAGGUCUCCUCGGCCGUCCCAAAGCUUAUGAGAGAAUCAUCUGGUCAAUACAGUGACUUCAAUAUUCUCUCUUCUUUAAAUUCUCAGCUUUUUGAGAGCUCAGCACUGAUGCACCUAUCCGCUGUUAAGUCUCUUAUUUCUGCACUACGCCAGCUGUCACAUCAAUGUGUGGCUGCGACUGCAACUGCUUUUGGACCGUCAUCAAGUCAAAAACUUGGAAGCAUCAGUUUUUCAGUGGAAAGAAUGAUUUCCAUACUUGUUAAUAAUCUUCACAGAGUCGAACCAUUGUGGGAUGAAGUAGUUGGCCACUUUCUUGAGCUUGCAGAAAAUUCUAAUCAGAAUUUACGAAAUAUGGGACUUGAUGCAUUGGAUCAAUCAAUAUGUGCUGUUUUAGGCUCGGACCAGUUCCAGGAAAACACACCAUCCAGACCCUACGAUAAAUCUCAGGAGAUGGAAACCUGGCUGGCGGAGUUGAGAUCACUUGAAUGUUCUGUCAUAUCUCCACUGAGGGUUCUUUAUUUUUCUACUCAAAACAUUGAUGUUCGUGCUGGUUCUUUGAAAAUUCUUCUGCAUGUAUUAGAGAGGCAUGGAGAAAAGUUACACUACAGUUGGCCUGAUAUUCUUGAAAUGUUGAGGUCUGUAGCAGAUGCAUCAGAAAAGGAUCUUGUCACUCUAGGAUUUCAGAACCUACGAGUCAUUAUGAAUGAUGGGCUUGCAAGCAUACCUGCAGACUGUCUUCAUGUAUGUGUAGAUGUGACUGGAGCCUACAGUGCUCAAAUGACAGAGUUGAAUAUAAGCUUGACUGCAAUAGGCCUUUUGUGGACUGCGACUGAUUUCAUUGCAAAGGGGCUGGUCCAUGGGCCUGUGGAGGAAAAGGAAACAGAUGUGCAUUCUAUUCCAAAUCAAACAGAUGGUGAAAAUGAAGAAGAACAAGCACUUGUCAUUUCUGAUAGUGUGAAUGACCAAACUCCCUUGAUAAAUGUGGUUGACAGUGACAAAUUACUGUUCUCUGUUUUCUCGUUACUUCAAAAGCUGGGAGCUGAUGAGAGGCCAGAGGUCAGGAAUUCAGCUGUCAGGACACUUUUUCAAACUCUUGGAAGUUAUGGGCAAAAACUAUCAAAAAGUAUGUGGGAGGAUUGUCUUUGGAAUUAUGUUUUCCCUACAUUAGAUCGUGCUUCUCACAUGGCUGCUACUUCAUCAAAAGAUGAAUGGCAUGGGAAAGAACUGGGAACUCGUGGAGGAAAAGCAGUUCACAUGCUCAUACAUCAUAGUCGAAACACAGCUCAGAAACAGUGGGAUGAGACACUUGUACUGGUCCUGGGUGGAGUAGCGCGUAUAUUACGUUCUUUCUUUCCUUUUCUCAGAAUCUUAAACAAUUUCUGGUCAGGAUGGGAAACUUUGCUUCUUUUUGUAAAGAAUAGCAUUUUAAAUGGAAGUAAAGAGGUUGCUCUUGCAGCAAUUAAUUGCUUACAGACAACUGUUCUUUCUCAUUCUCUUAAGGGGAACUUGCCGAAACCAUACCUUAACUCAGUACUUGAUGCUUAUGAGUUUGUUCUUCAGAAGUCACCAAACUACAGUGAAAAUGCAGCUAGCAAGGUCAAGCAGGAGAUUUUACAUGGACUUGGAGAACUAUAUGUUCAAGCACAAAGGAUGUUUGAUGAUAGCAUGUACACACAAUUGCUAGCAAUCAUAGAUUUGGCGGUUAAGCAAGCCAUAAUAACUACUGAUCACUUCGAAUCUGAAUUUGGAAAUGUUCCACCUGUACUACGCACUGUGUUGGAAAUCUUACCUUUGUUAUGUCCAACUGAGGACAUUUCUUCAAUGUGGCUUAUUCUUCUUCGGGAGCUUUUGCUGUAUCUUCCAAGAUCUGAGUCUCCCUUAGAAAAUGAGGAAGAUGAGUCAGAGCACACAAGUGAUCAUAUUCCAGAUGCCCACGUGAAGAUAAAAGAUGAUAUACCUAACGGUACUACGUCCAUAUCCCUAUCCAAAGUAGAAGCUACAUCUCUGAGUUCUGGAUCAACAACAGCUUUAACAGAAGGCAUCCCGAGUUAUCUGUUUGCUGAAAAGCUUGUUCCUGUAAUGGUAGAUCUUUUUCUACAGGCUCCAGAAAUUGAAAAGCAUAUCAUAUUUCCCGAGUUAAUUCAAAGUCUUGGAAGGUGUAUGAUGACCAGGAGGGACAAUCCAGACGGUGCACUAUGGAGAUUUGCUGUUGCAGACUUCAACCGCAUUCUGGUUGAUGAUGUCAGCAGAUUAACCUUAAAUGGUGGACCAAUUUCAAGUAUCAGUAAACCUGCACGAACACGUAUCUGGAAAGAAGUUGCAGAUGUUUAUGAAAUAUUCUUCGUUGGAUAUUGUGGGAGAGCUCUUCCUUCCAAUUCUCUCUCACUUGUAGCACAAAAGGACGAUGAGUUGCUUGAGAUGACCAUCUUAAACAUUCUUGGUGACAACAUUCUUAAGUCACCGAUUGAUGCCCCUUUAGAUAUUUUGCAACGACUAGUAUCCACCUUGGACCGUUGUGCGUCACGCACAUGCUCGUUGCCUGUUGAGACUGUGGAACUUAUGCCUUCCCACUGUAGCAGAUUUUCUUUAACUUGCUUACAGAAGUUAUUUUCCUUGAGCAGUUACAGCAAAGAAACCAAUCAUUGGAAUUUGACAAGAUCUGAAGUCAGCAAAAUCUCAAUCAUGAUGCUCGUGACCAGAUGUGAGUACAUCUUGAACAGAUUUCUCACUGAUGAGAAUGACUUAGGUGAACGCCCGUUGCCAGCAGCUAGGCUCGAAGAAAUAAUAUUUGUCCUUCAAGAACUGGCACGUCUGAUUAUUCAUUUAGACACAGCAUCCAUCCUUCCUUUGCAUCCACACUUGAAAAGUGGCCUAGCAGAGGAGGAAAGUCAAGACAAGCGUCCUCAUCUGCUUGUUCUAUUUCCCUCCUUCUGUGAGCUUGUUGUAUCAAGGGAAGCACGAGUAAGAGAGCUAGUGCAAGUACUUCUCAGGCUCAUCACACGAGAAUUGGCACUUGAAAAGGUUAGCUUGGCCAGCUGAGUUGUGGAAGAAUACACUUCUAAAUGAUUUAAACCUCAGUCACCUCACAACGUUAUUUGUUUAUAGAAGAUUUAGGUCAGGAAUUUUUCUCAUCCUCCAAUAUUCAGAGUUGUAUAGUAGUUUGUACAUUAUAGGGAAAUUAUCAAUUUUGUUGUAUAUGAUGUGGCGAUUUUUUUUGAAUUGUGAGCAUGAGGUUAGCAUUGGUCCUCUGUUUGCAUGCAAGAGAUGUAUACAGUCCUAUCGAUUCAAAGAAAAAUAUUUUUGGAAAGCUUGCAACUAGCUCAAUUUUGAGUAAGUUGACAGUGCAAAUUAAAAAUUAAUUGAGCAUGAGCUGAGGUUUCACUUU